This is a messenger RNA of Gigantopelta aegis, 1110 nucleotides long. Its product is annotated as neuropeptides capa receptor-like. Gene Ontology annotation, molecular function: G protein-coupled receptor activity. The transcript has a single exon. The coding region runs from base 1 to 1110 and encodes 369 amino acids. NCBI's taxonomy places the organism in Eukaryota, Metazoa, Mollusca, Gastropoda, Neomphalida, Peltospiridae. The record is from RefSeq and is a predicted model, not a curated record. Gene Ontology annotation, biological process: G protein-coupled receptor signaling pathway. Gene Ontology annotation, cellular component: plasma membrane.
AUGGAUUUAACUACGUCAUCGUGGUCGCUGCUAGUUGAAGGUAAUCUAACCACAGUUUACAACGACCAGCAAUACGGGAAUAUAAGCAACGCACUAUCAGACGAGCGACUAAAGAACGUGAACUUCGUCAAUGCUUUGAUCAUCGCCAGAAACAUAUAUGUCCCAGCCAUCGCUCUGAUCGGCCUGGCAGGAAAUUUCAUUUCGCUGGCAGUUUUCUCCAUGAGCCAUUUGCGCCACGUCUCAUCCAGCGGUUAUCUGGCAAGUCUGGCAUGCGCAGACAACCUCUUCCUGCUCUCCAUGUUCAUCACGUGGUUGGACGGCAUAGUUCCGAUUCUUGUCAACAGGGAGAGCUGCAGCUUCAUCAUGUACGUGACGUACGUAUCCAGCUUCCUGUCCGUCUGGUAUGUCGUCUGCUUUACCGGAGAGCGCUACAUCGCCAUCUGCCACCCGCUCCACGCUCCGAUGAUCUUCUCCAAGCUGAAGGAGAAAUUCGUCAUAAUAUCCUUCGCCGUUCUGUCUUGCAUAAUAUACAACUUCGCGUUCUGGACGAUCGACGUUUCAGAGUUUUCCCACCGGAAGUCCUGUUCCAUGAUCCCGUCGAUCGGAGAUAUCAUGUACGUGAUCACGUGGAUAGACACGGUGAUCACAAUGGUGCUCCCGUUCCUGCUGAUCGUCUUCAUGAACGUCAGGAUAGUGUGGAGCGUGUACCGGUACCAGAGGAAGAGAGAGAAGAUGGUGCAGGCCACCGCGCGCCAGAAGGACUCUGCGUUGAAAAACAGAUCACAGAGACGCAUCACCAGAAUGCUGUUGCUCGUCUCCACGACCUUUCUCGUCCUCAAUCUGCCCAGCCACGUCUCGCGCCUGGAGCAGCUGUUGUCCACGUCGUCCCACAACUAUUUGUUCAAGAGACUCAUUCACGAAAUCGUGCUGAUGCUGUACUAUUCGACUUUCAGCAUCAACUUUUUCCUCUAUGCCAUAUAUGGCAAACACUUCAAGAAAUCUCUGAGUAUACUGGUGAGGAAUCUGUGUCGACGGAAGAAAAAAUUUAAUUCACACGAUCGAUGGCGAUCGGAGGUGAACAGGACGUCAAUGACAUCAUUGCAUAAGUGA